CUUGGUGCAUUCCUCUGGCUGCUGCGUGGGAAUCAAAGGACGUCUGGAGCGCGCGACACCAGAGGGUCUGCGAUGGCGGCAGAGGCGAAAGAGACCUCGGAGGCUACAACCUCCGCCUCUAGUCGCGAUGACAACGCUAAUCCCAUCAACCCUAAUCCCAUCGAGAGAGGGACAGAAGGUGCGUGGAGUGGUAGUGGUGGAGAAGAGGAGAGAGAGAGUGGGCAGUUGGUGUGGGGGGCCCACGUGGAACGCGACCAUUCAGAUUCAGGCGAUGGAAGGGAUGAGCAUGCAAGAGAAGCGCGGGAAGACGAAGACUGGACAAACGACCAUGAGAGAGAGCAAAAGACUGCCGACAGUCCGUUUGGGGGUAAGGAAGGAGUAGAGGGCGGGGUCGACCAGGGUGUGAAGAAGAAUGCUGCUGCCAUGAAGGGCGGCGGCAGCGGUGGAGGAGGAGGGGGAGCGGAGGGAGGAGUAGGGGUAGGAGCAUCGAGCAAAAGGGGUCAACAACGUAGGGGUGCACAGGAUGCCAUGAAAACGACAGGAAAAGGGGGUGAAGGAUGGGGAAGGGGAGGGGCAGGCGGUGUAGGCGGCGCAGGUGGACAGAGAGGCUUGACAUCAAAGUGGGUGCCCAAGGAAACGAAAGGGAUCCCGACGAACGAGCAGAUAUCCACUGAUAUGACAAGUGUUAGGGCGGCCGAGAACACGACUGAUCAGCAGCCUUCCUCAGAAGAAGACGUCAAUUCUCCGACGAUAGAUCAAACAGGGAUAGAAUCCCCGUUCCUGCCAGCAAUCGUCUCGGCUAGCCGGAAGUAUACGAGUUCACAGAUGCAGCAGAUGGCCACAAAAUCUCUGCCCGAGGGAUCUCAUUUUCAGGCAUAUGCUGACGGGCAUGGUGGAUCCUUGGAGCAUUACAAAAGGGUGAUCAAAAGACUUGAGCAAAAGCUUCGCACAGAGAAAGACAUCCAUCAGCAAACUUGUGAGCGGGAGCGGGAUACUGUCAACCGGCUCAACAGAAAGAUCAUGAACCUGGAAGCUGCGAUUGAGGAGAGAGACCAUGAGAAGAGGCAUAGAAGAGGAGGACAGAAACGGGAGGAGAAGAGGAGGACAGAAGUGGGAGGAGAAGAGGACGAGAGGGAGCAGGAAAAGACGGUGAUGAGGAGAUGUAGAGGAGGAGGAGAGGAGGAGGAGAGGGUGAAGAGGAGAGGAGGAGGAGAGGAUGAAGAGGAGGAGCAGGAUGAGUAAGAAUUGCAGGCAGGCUUGGAGGGAGGAAGGUCUGGUGGAGGAACUUACCUGGCUAUGGAGGCGCUUUGGCGAUGGAG
Molecule: messenger RNA, 1319 nt
Organism: Chara braunii
Lineage: Eukaryota; Viridiplantae; Streptophyta; Charophyceae; Charales; Characeae
Source: the annotation of a GenBank genome assembly